This is a messenger RNA of Toxorhynchites rutilus septentrionalis, 5171 nucleotides long. RefSeq lists its product as uncharacterized. NCBI's taxonomy places the organism in Eukaryota, Metazoa, Arthropoda, Insecta, Diptera, Culicidae. The record is from RefSeq and is a predicted model, not a curated record. The coding region runs from base 1044 to 4184 and encodes 1046 amino acids. The transcript has 3 exons.
CGUUGCUGGGCGAGCUGGACGACGAAGGAUCGAGUGCAUUUCUCCAAGCAAUUUGGGUGGACGCGACCAAGUUACUCACUCGCUGAUGUCUCUGGCAUUUCAAUCAUUGCAUCAAAUUGACGCCAUUUGCCUUAAUGUUUUGAGCUACACAAUUGUGUGGGGAAUCAUCCAGCUAGGCUAUCGUCGGCUCACCAAGAAAAUAAUUGUUAUGGAAUUCUGCCUGUGAUUUGGUUUCGCAUGGCGGUAGCAAAACUUUUUCCACCAACAGCUAAGCUAAUCUAGACAGGAAAUAUUAACAGAAAGGGCUUCUGUUGAGGAGAGCGCAAAACAGAGAUAAGUGUGUGACUAUUUAGUAGCUUCAAGCCAUCCAUAUAUGGAUAUUUGUAUGCGUACGUGCGUGUUUCAAAACCCGUACGUAAAAAUAGUGCAUCUUCACUACGCUGAAACCCCAUUUGUAUUUGCUCCCGUGUGCAUUGGUGGUGCAAAUUAUGCAGCCCUAAUGAUAAAUUUAAACAAGGAGGGGAGAUAUCGGGAGGGAACUAUUUGCGCUAGGGUAUUAGUAAUGAAUUUCUGCUGUGGUAAACAUUCUGUCUUUUUUAUUACUCCAAGCAGUUAACAUUGUUUGUUUUCCGUCAUCAUAAAGGGUUCGUUGAUGCUUUUGACAUUGCAUCUGACGCUAUGGCGAAGCAGGCGGUAAGGUUGUGCGCCAAAACAUUAUUUGGAGAAUACCAAGGAUCUUUAAUGUCGUGCUGGAAUGUUAUAAGUUAUUUGGGUUCGCGUGCCAGUCGCAAAACUGCUUCAACUAGGAUUGCAUUUGCGCUAAUAUUAAUCAUAAUCAAACAAUGCUACUCUUUUCGUUUAUUAGGCACCAUGAAAGUAAAUGUUGUUCUGGAAUUUUGUAUGUGAUUUGGUUUCGUCCGCCAGUAGCAAAGCUUUCUCCACUAAGGAUGACAGCUGCGCUUAUCUUGAGCAUGAGAAAGUAGUGGAACUUUUUUCAAGGCCAGUAAUAUUAACAGAAGCGUUUCUUUUGAGAAUAGUGCAAAAUGAUGAGAAGUAUUUAUAUUUCUAGUAGCUUUGAGGCACCAAUGUAUGGCUCUGUAUGCAUGCUAUGGCAAACGCUUGUUUGGUGCUUGAUUUACGUUGUACGAACGAAUCGUAGAGGUGUGAUUCCACUGAGGCAAUACUAUAUAACAGGUAACAUGAUAUUUGAUACAAAUAUUCUCGUUGUUGAUGUUUCCAUACGAUGCCAAAGAUAUAUGGAUGUAGUUAUGUGGAAUAAUGGUACUGGUGCAACAAGUAUAUAUUCGACUGUAGCCGAGUCUAUGUCAAUUGCGGAAAAGGCCAUCGGAAUAGCGUUCGAGGCUCUACAUUUAACAACGAUGACAUUCGAUGCAUCACCCCCUCAAUCUGUACCGGCCGAAAUAAUUCCAGUGAUGCCAACAGAAGGUUUCGAAGGCCGAAAGCGUCGUAGACUAGGUCGAAAACGGAAGCGAAGACCACUUCAGGAGGACUUUUGGCAAGGCAAUCCACGAGAAGAAGAAUCCGCGGUGGUCUACCGUAAUCAGGAUGGAGUUAUACUACCAGCGGAACGGAAACAAUUGAAUCCACGGUGGGAUGGAAGCGGCAUGGUACCCAUCGGCUAUCGACAGCGAGCGGACCAUUGGGCGAACCCGUACAGUGAUGCAAUCGAUCCACAGUCACCAUUCAGUAGUGAUUCUCCGCCACCUCGAAGAGUUUACGCAUCAAUAAACAAUGACAGGGAGCAUUUUCAACCUGUUGAUGACAAUAGGCAAAGAAGACCUCCCAGACCGGAAGAAGAAUCAACUCAAAGCAUUGGUUAUAAAGCCUACAGGAAACCCUACUCGAUGGCAAAACGAGGGAGCGAGGAAGACGGUGGAUCGUCUAGUGAAUCAGGGAAAACCGCAACAGUCGACCUGAAAACUCUGCUCAAGCAGUCCGAUGGUCUAAGUUUAAGCGAAAUUUUACAGCAAAGAAACAUUUCGCUUCAGGAUUUGAUAAAAGGAAAGCAAAUGGCAUUAGCUGCAUUGACCCAAAGCCCCUUAGAAACGGUUACAGUUAUUGUACCGGAAAACGAUGGCACCCCCGUAUCCUCGACGGUCGCUUACGGAAAUUCACAAUCGCAGGAAGAUACGAGAAGAUCAGACUUUCAGAAUAUUAAAUCUCUCAAAAGAAUACCAGUAUUUUCUUUAUCGGCCACACCUAUUACUGAAGCACAACAUCCCACAACUCCCUCGUCGAUUACGGCCGCUCCUCAGCCUGUGCUCACCACACCGAGAGAAGAAACAAACUCCGUGGAAGAAGUUGUCACUCCAAACCUCACCGAAAACCAAAAUGAGAAUAUCGGCAUCUUUCCGACAGUUGAAAUCAAACAGCUCGCACUAAAUCCAAUGCUGCCAACGGUCAAAGAAGAACGCCUACGACCCAUAAAGGGUAUCGCUUCGCGUAUACGACCUGAUUUGAGCAACGCAAAUAUACGAACCGAAGAAGCGUUCUCCGCACUUAGAAAACGCAUCGAAAUUCCAAAUUCAUAUGCCACCGCCGAGCCUUGGCGCUCUUCCACCACCACUACUACCCCGGUUACCCCGAAGGCCCGUGAAAGAUGGACUCCAGCGCCUGGACAUCAUGAGAAACGAGAGCAGUUCCUACAAAAACUCCACCAAAAUAAAGCAAGAAACCGAAUUCUUACAACCACAUCCACCCAAGUCACUAAUAAUUCGAGUCCUGAAGAACAAGCGGAAAUAGAAUUACCCUCCAAUAUAUCGUCCGAGCGAACUAUGCUACGCAUACCCUCCGCUAGGAAACGUUUGUCCAUACAUUCUAAACUCAGAUCCCCACCUCCAUCUCCCCCGGCACAAAUAAUUCCGCCAGCGGCGGAAAGUCACACUCUGGCCGAUGUUGAACUUCACGAAGAACCGGAAAAUGUCACCAGACUAUUGGAGACGGAGGAACCUGAGCUAAACAUCAUCGAAAAGUUUACCUCCUUCGAGGACACCAAGGAAAGUGAAUCUCGAUACGACCCGUCGGAGCAGAAUGUUGGAGAGACGGCUCACCAUGAACAGCGAGGAUCGUCAAACGAAAACAAUCUCAUACAACAGAUCAACCAAAACACACAGCGAUCAUUCACCGACAGUUUGGAGGAUUAUCUUCGGGAUGUCACUGAGAGCAAUCCCUCUCUGUUCAACGAUCUUGGUCCGAUUGCGCUGUCAGAAGACAGACAGGAAAUCCUGGAACUGAUGGGAGAUCAUAGGAUUGGUUCACGACUCGCAAAGGUACUCUCCCAGAGAAAUAUGACACUGGAAGAGCUCCUGGAGCACAGGAAGCGUGGCUCAAGUCAGCUUCAUCUAGCGGAAAUGAUAAACAACAAAGCGCGACCACUCGAGGACAAGAUGGACAUUGUUACGGCAUUCGAACAUUUCCCACGAUUCAAUUUGGGCAACUUGCGCAGUAUACGCCCGGACGAUAUCAAAGUUGAUUCGCAGGGCUUCAGCUAUUUUACCUCCAUCAUUAACAUUCGACCCACGGACGAAGCCGACAAGGACAGCCGAUCGAUACACGGUCCGCAUCACCCUGACUGGAAUCCACCGCAAUCGUCGCACCCGGUCAACCACAAAAUGGAUGCCGGUCAUUUUUUAGCUAACGGCGGAUCGAAGGGAAAGCUGAUCACCCCUUCGAGAAUGUCCGCCGCAGCCGAGUUUAAUAGUGGCAGCAACAAUAACAUCAAUAAAGAUCAAGCUAGUGAUCUGCUGGAUCUGGAGCUUUCCGGGCGUGGGUUCAGCCACCGACAUCCGAUAGCCGUUGAGACUGGCUCGUUGCCGUUGGGCGUGCGAUCGGCGAUCGUCGCCAGCAUCUGUAUCGUCGGUGUAUCGUUGGCAGUUUUCGCGCUUAUAUUCGUCGUCUGCCGCUGGCGACAGCGACGGAGGAACAAGCUGGACUAUGCGGAAAACUUUAACAUGGCCAAAGCCCGCUUGCCAACCAUUAGCGGGGAGGUGCUGAAGACGUCCAACCAUCCGAAUGAAAUUGGUCAAAUGGUGUACACAAGCAGGCAGGAACAGACCCAGCAAACCCAGCUGAGUCGAAAGGAGAGCAUAAUCAGCACAAUGAAUCCGAACUCGCAGGAGGUUCAAAAUUAUCUGUGGGAUGAGAUGCGGCAGCCAUUUCAGUAGGCUAUCGGAAAUAUUCCAGAUCCGUUGAGGUACUGCAGGGAAGUUUGAAAACUAGCAUCCAGCGGGCCGUGAGUGAAAUUUUUCACUCCACAUGCGCUCGAGUUUUCACACCUACCCGAAAAGAACGAGAAAGGGAGUGACAAAAAAACCUGCAUCCAUCCAUCCGCUAUCCUGCUAUCAUUCCGAGCGUUCAUCAAUUAAUAAUCCGUCAUGACAAUGUGUUUAUUUGAAGGUGAUUUUUGCACCUGAAGAAAACAGAAGGAAUGCGAAGUUCAAAGAUACGCGCUCAGGCCACGAGAUGAGAACUUGACGGAUGAUUGAUGCAGUACACAUGAUCCCGCAUGAAAGCUGUCAGCUGCCCAUGAGCCGAUUAGCUUUUUCUGAUUUGACGAACGUGAUGCGUGUAGAAAAACGCGAACAAGGAGAAAAUAAGGUUACACCGAGGAACUUGCGCUAGGAAGUAAGUGUAAUAUGUGCAAUACAUCUGAAAAACAGAAUUUGUAGAUUUAGACAAACAAUAAAAGCGUUGGAGAUAAUAUUGAUUAGAUGUAAGUGCGGAAAAGAAAGUGGAAACAAUACAAUUUUAUUUAAUGUUAGAGAGUAAUUUAUGUUUACAGUAGCGACGGUAGCCAUCCAUGUGAGCCCAGUAGCGGUGGGAUUUUACAAUAAUGAAGCGCAGGAGCUAACAAAACCAAGAGUAAAUUCCACAAAACAGAAAGUAGUAAGAUAGUAAAAUAGAGACUGGCCCUGUUAGGAAAUACACAAAUCAUAACAAAUCUGGUGCGAAAGCACCAAAACGUAACUUUAAACCAAACUUAUUAAGCGUUAAUUCAUUAUUCAGCAGAUUACUCAAUUAUCGUUAUCGUCUGGCUCGUUCGGAAUUGUUUGAUGCAAAUUAGCACAAUUGAGUGUAUUGAAAUGCAAGGAUAACACUGAAUGCAGCCGUAGGGCGGGAGAAAAUGACAAAUAAAAAUUGCGCAUGCAACA